This is a messenger RNA of Thrips palmi, 495 nucleotides long. RefSeq lists its product as uncharacterized. Bases 181 to 495 code for a protein of 104 amino acids. The record is from RefSeq and is a predicted model, not a curated record. NCBI's taxonomy places the organism in Eukaryota, Metazoa, Arthropoda, Insecta, Thysanoptera, Thripidae. The transcript is spliced from 4 exons.
UUGAUUUUGUCAGAGCCAAGUGAAGACCGAAGUGAACACAGUACGAGAGAGUAGGGACGGCCGAUACCUCUAAAAGUAUCGAUACUUGGGUAUCGAUACUUCCAACAGCCGAAGGUAUCGGAGUAUCGAUCCUCGACCUCAAAAGUAUCGAUACCCCCGAGUAUCGAGUCGAUACUUUAAAUGAACCUCACGCCCACUGCUCUGCCGCUCUGCCUGCCAGUCGGUGCCUCCCGUCGCAGUCCCGAGCCCCACCAGCCGCUUGUCCGCGACGAAGCCGUGACUGCCAUGGACACGGCCACGCACGACGAAGCCGCCGCCGCCCUGCAGCGCGCCCAGGACGGCCUGCAGGUUCUGAGGACGUGGGCCGCUGGGAGUGGACGGGACUCGGCCGCACUCCGUGAGCACACUGCGAGGGUGGAGCGCCUCCGGGACUUGGCGCGGCAGGCCGAGAGGGAGGUCGGCCAGGAGGUGGGGCGAUGCAUUUUUAAUGAAUAG